This is a messenger RNA of Pararge aegeria (speckled wood butterfly), 652 nucleotides long. Its product is annotated as proton-transporting V-type ATPase complex assembly regulator TMEM9-like. Gene Ontology annotation, cellular component: lysosomal membrane. The record is from RefSeq and is a predicted model, not a curated record. Lineage: Eukaryota; Metazoa; Arthropoda; Insecta; Lepidoptera; Nymphalidae. Bases 113 to 580 code for a protein of 155 amino acids. The transcript is spliced from 5 exons.
UCUAAUGUUAUUGAUUAUUUAGUAUUGAUUAAUCGUUCUUCUCUUUAAAGAAGAAUAUUAAAAUAAUAUUUGUUGUUAUUCAGAGUAAAUAUUCGUGAAUAAAGUGAAAAAAAUGUUGUGGAAACUACUAUUGAUGUCUACUAUCUUUUCUGCUAGCACUUUUGCUCAGUUUUACGAAGAUCAACGAUGUCGCUGUAUUUGUCCAAAGACAAAUACAAUAAUUAAUAGUACAGAGCAGUCCAUCAGGACUCUUUAUAUUGCAUAUGUUCCUCCGAACCAAUGCAAUUGCUAUGGAGUAAUUCUUCCAAGAGUCUCUGAUAAAAUCAGACAUAAUGCACAAUCAUUUUGUCCCAGAUGUGAUUGUAAAUAUGAGAAGAGAAAUACAACUGUGAUUAUGAUUGUUGUUAUAUUUGUGCUAUGGAUGAUACUGCUGUUGAUUGUAUACUACCUUUUCCUAAGGCUGCUUGUAACUUUCUCCAAGAAGCAGCAGAACAGAUACAAUGAAGUAAGGAGUAAUUCAUUUGAGAUUGAGAAUCUAUUACUUACAGGCGAAGAAGAAAUGGAAACUGAAAUACCUUAAAUAAAAAUUGAAAAAAUUAACACUGAUCAUUAAAAAUUAAUUAAUAAAAGGCAAAUUUACUUGUGAAAGUUU